Molecule: messenger RNA, 2282 nt
Organism: Odontomachus brunneus
Lineage: Eukaryota; Metazoa; Arthropoda; Insecta; Hymenoptera; Formicidae
Gene: Coq8
Product: atypical kinase COQ8B, mitochondrial
Exons: 11
Coding region: 179-2242 (687 amino acids)
Biological process (GO): ubiquinone biosynthetic process
Cellular component (GO): extrinsic component of mitochondrial inner membrane
Molecular function (GO): kinase activity
Source: RefSeq, a predicted model, not a curated record
UCCUAUUGCCUGGUAUCGUGUAUAGAACAUUAACCUAUAAAUAUUAUUGUAUAAGUUGUACAAUAAUAUAUUAUUAAUUAAUUUAGGUUAACUAAACUAAAUUAAUAAUAAUUAUAGCACUAAGUUUUUAUAUAUUAUUAAGUAUAUAAGUAUAUAUAUUAUUAAGUGUAUAUACGAAAUGCCACGGUCGAAAAUUUCCGAUUUAUUGGGUGUACUUAAGGGAGCCCAGAGUGUGGCGAAUGCUAUGGUAAAACAUCAGGAAAAUGCAAUCAAAUACAGAAUCACGCAUUCUAGUUUAAAGAAUCUACCUAAGCAAUGUAUUCAAGCUACAGAAAAAAAAUUGAAUAACAUAGAACCAAGUAAGAUUUCUGAACAGAUUGUUGAAAACUUAAAAGAAGUAGUGGAACGUGUUAGUAUAGUUGAAGAAGGUAUUAGCAAAUAUAUAACGAUAAAUGUUAGUCAAAUUUUGGGUAUUAAAGAUGCUGCUUGUGUUCCUGAAAAAAAAACAAAAUUACAUGUGUACAAUGUUGCAAAAGAUCCUAAGGAAUUGCCAGUUACUGAAGAUAUCACAACACUUAAACAUGAUAACAGCAAACCUGUAUUUCAAAAAGCUUUGAAAGACACACAAAAUAAUAAUAUGACAUGGAAAUAUAUGACAGUAAAGGAGAAGAUUCAGACUAUUACCACUUUGAAUAAUCAGAUACCUGAUAUAGAAUUGUCUAGUAAAGACAAAGAAAUGUUCAGAAAAUUAGAACUAGAACAUGAGAAAAAUAUGAAAAGUAAGGCUGUAGAUUCUGUUCCUUUAUCUACUUAUAAAGCACAGAAGAAGGAACAUAUAUAUACAGAAGUAGAGUCUGAGGAAAAAUUGAAAUCUAAAUUACCGGUUAAGCCAAAGCAAUCUUUAUCACCUACUGCUAGAGAGAGAAAAGUUCCAUCUACACGAUUACAAAGAAUGGUAAGCUUUGGAACAUUAGGGGUUGGUCUUGGUAUUGGUACAGUCGCUGAAUAUACACGCAGGACACUAGGAAUAAAAGAACAGAGUAUUGGAGAUACAGUUGACAACAUGUUCCUUACUAAAGCAAAUGCAGAACGAAUUGUCUCAACAUUGUGCAAAGUGAGAGGUGCAGCUUUAAAAAUUGGCCAAAUGUUGAGCAUUCAAGACAAUAAUAUCAUAAGCCCUGAGUUACAGAGAGUAUUUGAGAGAGUCAGGCAAAGCGCUGAUUUUAUGCCAGUCUGGCAAGUGGAGAAAGUAUUAGCAGGCGAACUUGGACAUGACUGGAGAAAUAAAUUAGCGACUUUUGAGGCGAAACCAUUCGCGGCAGCUUCCAUCGGACAAGUACAUCACGGUACCUUGCACAAUAAACAAGAUGUAGCGAUAAAGAUUCAAUAUCCGGGUGUGGCUAUGGGUAUCCAGAGCGACAUAGAGAAUUUAGUGGGCAUAAUGAAGGUGUGGAAUAUAUUUCCAGAGGGUAUGUUCAUAGACAACGUAGUAGAAGUUGCGAAACGAGAACUCGCAUGGGAAGUAGACUAUAUAAGAGAAGCAGAAUGUACGAGGAAAUAUAGAGAAUUUGUAGCACCUUAUCCCGAUUAUUAUGUGCCUAUGGUAAUAGAUGAACUCUCAACGCAACGAGUAUUCACGACGGAGAUGAUUGACGGCAUUCCCGUUGAUAAGUGCGUCGACAUGGACAUUAAGAUUCGAGAACAUAUAAGCGAAUUGCUGAUGCGUCUGAGUCUACAGGAAUUAUUCGAGUUUCGAUAUAUGCAAACUGACCCGAAUUGGUCCAACUUCUUUUACAAUCUCGAUACAAGACAGUUAAUUCUACUGGAUUUUGGAGCAUGCAGAACUUACAAAAAAGAGUUUAUGGACAAGUAUAUUGAAAUUAUUAAUGCCGCGAGCGAGGGAAAUCGUGACAAGGUUUUAGAAUUAUCGAGAGAAAUUAAAUUUCUCACCGGAUAUGAAUCAAAGAUUAUGCAGCAAGCUCAUGUGGAUGCGGUUAUGAUUCUCGGACAAGUGUUUGACAAAAAUCACGAGUAUUACGAUUUCGGUGGACAAGAUGUCACAAAACGGAUUCAGGCUUUAGUACCAACUAUAAUAACUCACCGAUUGUGCCCACCACCCGAGGAGAUAUACAGCCUUCACAGAAAAUUGUCAGGAAUAUUUUUGCUCUGCGCAAAGCUCAGAGCUAAAAUCAAAUGUCGAGACGUGUUUCGGGAAAUUUAUGUAAACUACAAAUCCAAAUAAUGUUAAUGUUUUUAUGUAAUAAAGAAAUGUUAUUUUUAUA